AUGUCUCUCGAGAACCCUCUCACAGUCCUCUACAAGGAGGUUGACGCCAGCAAAAUCACAACGGAGCUGUAUCUCCCGCCUAACACCUCGGCUUCUCCGCAAAAGUAUCCUGUUGUUAUUGACAUUCAUGGCGGGGCUUUCAUGCUUGGCCACUCUCGCAUGGUCUCCCUGCCGCAGGUCAACGACUGUCUCGAGCGCGGCUGGAUAGUGCUCGUUCCUAACCACCGACUAUGUCCUGGUAUAAACCUGCUAGAGGGUCCUAUGCAGGAUAUCCGCGAUCUGCUAUCAUGGGUGUAUGAUGGGCACUUGGACACUGUUCUCAAGGAUCAAGGGGCUUACCGCGCAGAUUUGGAGAACGUUGCUGCUUUCGGAACAUCUUCGGGCGGAACUCUCGCACUGGGAUUGGGUUUCAACGUCCCCAAGCCUGCAAAGGCCAUUUUAUCUCUUUACGGUGCCGUGCACUUCACAGAUCCCCUCUGGACCAAGCCCUUGCCCCAUGUCGCAGGUAAAUUGCCUCCCAAUCUGUCCGAAUCCUUCCUCAACAAGGUCUACGACCAGAAUCCUAUCCCAACCGACAGCUCGGUAUCCCUCGAAGGGCAGACUGAAUCUGGAGUCUCCAAGGGCCCCGAUUUUUCAAAGCCUCGCGACGCUUUCGCAUUCACGCAAAUCGCCUCGGGAACUGUGCUUUCCGCAAUCUACCCGGAGUCAAAGGGCAGUGACCCAGACUUCAAGAAAGUUGAUCCUGUGCAGAAUGUCUCAGCUAGCUUCCCGCCAACAUAUAUUGUCCAUGGACAGGCAGAUACUAUGGUGCCAAUUGAGCUGAGUCGCGAGCUUUUGAAGAGGCUACAGGAUGCUGGGGUACAAUGUGGAAUGACGGAGGUUCCCAACGAGGAGCACACUUUUGCGGCGAUGAUGAAGGUCGGGUCGGAAACUUGGUGGUUGCAGCGGCAAGGCUUUGACUUCUUGGAGGGGAUCAUUGGGAAGGGCCCACAAUGA
This is a messenger RNA of Penicillium daleae, 996 nucleotides long. RefSeq lists its product as uncharacterized. The record is from RefSeq and is a predicted model, not a curated record. Gene Ontology annotation, molecular function: serine-type peptidase activity. The transcript is spliced from 3 exons. The coding region runs from base 1 to 996 and encodes 331 amino acids. NCBI's taxonomy places the organism in Eukaryota, Fungi, Ascomycota, Eurotiomycetes, Eurotiales, Aspergillaceae. Gene Ontology annotation, biological process: proteolysis.